AGUUAUGUUUUGUCUCUUCAUAGUUACGCCUGUAUAAAACUUAGCUUGGCGUCUCUACAGUGAUCCAACUAUCAACACCAUCGACCUGGAUAGUCAGCAUCGUAUUGUCUCCUAAAGACGCAAACAGUUGAGUACCUUUGGGGAAGCCCACCCCCCGAGUGGCCACCAUGGGGGACGAUAGCGAGUGGAUGAAGCUUCCCAUCGACCAGAAGUGUGAACACAAGGUAUGGAAAGCACGUCUGAACGGUUAUGAAGAAGCCCUGAAGUUGUUCCAGAGGAUAGAAGAUGAGAAGAGUCCAGAGUGGGGGAAGUACCUGGGACUGAUAAAGAAGUUUGUCACAGACUCCAAUGCUGUGGCUCAGCUUAAAGGCCUGGAGGCGGCACUGGCCUUCGUUAUGAAUGCACAUGCUGCUGGAAAGACAACAGGUGAGGUGGUGUCAGGUGUAGUGACCAAAGUGUUCAACCAGCCCAAGGCCCGGGCGAAGGAGCUCGGUGCGGACAUCUGUCUGAUGUACAUCGAGAUUGAAAAGAAUGAGGUGGUUCUAGAGGAGCUCCUCAAAGGACUGGACAACAAGAACCCCAAGAUUGUAGUGACCUGCUUUGAGACUCUCAGGAGGGCUCUCAGUGAGUUUGGGUCUAAGAUUGUGACGUUAAAGCCGGUAGUGAAAGCUCUACCAAAACAGUUUGAGUCCCGAGAGAAGGCAGUGAGAGAUGAAGCUAAACUUCUCGCUAUAGAGAUCUACAAAUGGAUCAGAGACGCUCUGAGAGCUCCUCUGCAGAGCAUUAACUCCGUACAGCUGAAGGAGCUAGAGGAGGAGUGGGUGAAGCUGCCUACAUCACCACCCAAGCAAUCAAGGUUCCUGCGCUCACAGCAGGACCUGAAGGCAAAGUUUGAACAGCAGCAAGCCCAGGGUGACCAGUCUGAAGAAGAGGAUGAGGUGGACACAGUGGCAGCAGUGGAUCCUUACGAGCUGCUGGAGUCUGUGGAGAUUCUGUCCAAGAUGCCCAAAGACUUCUACGAGAAAAUAGAAGCGAAAAAGUGGCAGGAGAGGAAAGAAGCUCUGGAGGCCAUUGAGACUCUGAUUAAGAACCCCAAACUGGAGAACGGAGACUAUGGAGACCUAGUCAGAGCGCUAAAGAAGGUUGUGGGCAAAGAUGCUAACGUGAUGCUGGUGACACUAUCAGCUAAAUGUCUGGCUGGUCUAGCCGCUGGUCUCAGGAAGAAGUUUGGAACAUAUGCAGGACAAGUGGUGCCAACUAUUCUGGAGAAGUUCAAGGAGAAGAAGCCUCAGGUGGUUCAAGCCCUGCAGGAGGCUAUGGAUGCCAUCUUCCUCACUACCACUCUGCAGAAUCUGUCAGAGGACAUUCUGUCUGUAAUGGACAACAAGAAUCCCUCCAUAAAGCAGCAUGCCUCCCUGUUUCUGGCCCGCUCCUUCAGACACUGCUCACAGGCCACGCUGCCCAAGGGUGUCCUCAAACCCCUCUGUGCUGCUCUCAUCAAGCAAGUGAACGACUCUGCUCUUGAGGUGCGUGACGCUGCUUUUGAAGCUUUGGGCACGGCCAUGAAAGUGGUGGGAGAGAAAGCUGUUAACCCUUUCCUGUCUGACCUGGAUAAACUCAAACUGGACAAGAUAAAAGAGUGUGCUGAUAAAGUGGAGCUUCCUGGAGGAAAGAAGGCCGCAGGUGGUGUUGGAGGGGGGGGCAAGAAGCCAGCAGCUAAAGCUGCAGCCCCAGCUGAAGCACCAUCUAAAUCCUCUGGCCCACCCAGCAGGAGCACAACUUCUGCUGCCAGCAAAUCAUCAGCAGGUCCUGCUAAGAAAGGCAAACCAGCCUCAGCAGCUGGUGGAAAAGCCAAGAAGACCUCAGACAACAAAGAAAUGGUGGAGACCGAACUCUCUGUUGAAGUGUGUGAAGAUGUAGCAGGAGGUGUACUUCCUGCUUCUUGUCUACAACAACUGGACUCUUCUAACUGGAAGGAGCGACUGGCCAGUAUGGAGGACUUUCAGAAGGCUGUUGAGACCAUGGACAAGGCUGUGAUGCCCUGCCAGGCCCUAGUCCGGAUGUUGGCCAAGAAACCAGGCUGGAAAGAGACAAACUUCCAGGUGAUGCAGAUGAAGCUGCACAUCGUGGCUCUUAUAGCUCAGAGAGGACGUUUUUCAAAGACGUCAGCUUUUGUGGUGUUGGACGGUUUGGUGGAUAAGGUUGGAGACGUCAAAUGUGGCGGCAAUGCCAAAGAGGGGCUGACUGCUAUCGGAGAGGCGUGCUCCCUGCCUUGGUUGGCAGAACAGGUUGUGUCGAUGGCGUUUUCCCAGAAGAACCCGAAAAACCAGGCAGAGACUCUGAACUGGCUCGCUAAUGCCAUGAAGGAGUUUGGCUUUGCUGGCAUCAAUGUGAAAGCUUUCAUCAACAAUGUGAAGACAGCUCUGGGAGCGACCAACCCAGCUGUUAGGACGUCAGCCAUAACCCUGCUGGGGGUCAUGUACCUGUACAUGGGAGCUCCUCUGCGCAUGUUCUUUGAAGACGAGAAGCCCGCCCUCCUAUCACAGAUCGAUGCUGAGUUUGAGAAGAUGCAAGGUCAGUCUCCACCUGCACCAACCAGAUGCAUUAGGAAGGGAGCGGCAGACGAUGCUGGUGAUGAUGGAGAGGAGCAGGAAGAAGAUGGAGGAGGAGGUGGAGGUGGAGGUGGAGGACAAGACAUCCAGGACUUGCUGCCCAGAACCGAUAUCAGUGACAAGAUAACAUCCGAUCUGGUGUCUAAAAUUGAGGAUAAGAACUGGAAGAUCAGGAAGGAGGGUCUUGAUGAGACCGCAGCUAUUAUCUCUGAAGCCAAGUUCAUCACAGCCAGCAUCGGAGAGCUGCCUCUGGCCCUGAAAGCUCGUCUGACUGACUCCAACAAGAUCCUGGUCCAGCAGACCCUGACUAUCCUGCAGCAGCUGGCCACAGCCAUGGGACCUGGACUGAAGCAGCAUGUUAAAUCCCUGGGAAUCCCUGUCAUCACUGUACUGGGAGACAGCAAGGCUAAUGUACGAGCGGCUGCCAUGACAACUCUGCAGGCCUGGGUGGAGCAGACUGGAAUGAAGGACUGGCUGGAAGGAGAAGACUUUUCAGAGGAGCUGAAGAGAGAGAACCCCUUCCUUCGACAGGAGGUGCUCAGCUGGUUAGCAGAGAAGCUUCCCAACAUGAGGACUGUGCCAGCAGAUCUGAUGCUGUGUGUCCCUCAUCUCUACAACUGCCUGGAGGACAGAAACGGAGACGUGAGGAAGAAAGCUCAGGACGCUCUUCCCACCUUCAUGAUGCACCUGGGCUACGACAAGAUGACCAAAGCUACUGGGAAACUCAAACCGGCCUCAAAGGAUCAGGUGGUCGGCAUGUUGGAGAAGGCCCGAGCAGUGAUGCCAGCUAAACCUGCAGCUCCUGCCAGAGCUGGAGGAGGAAAAAGUUCAGCAGAGCCCAGAGCUUCUUCAGCUACCAGGUCUCAGCCAGCUGCUGAUGAGUAUGACAAUAAACCUGAGGUGAAGAAGGUCAGAGGAGGAGCGCCUGCUAAGAAGCCUCCCUCCUCUACCGAGGAGUCAGCCCCUCCCCCUCCCUCCAAGGACAAGGACAGUAAUUCUAGUAAAAAGCCUCCUGGCAAAGGGAAGGCAGCAGCUGGCAGUCAACAGGGAGCAGCUGGCAAGAAACCUGCAGCCAAAAACGCGAAGGAUGAAGAAGACAGGUCUGGGCCAAUCUUCGUCCUCAUCCCCAGCGCUAAGGAGCAGAGGAUCAAAGAGGAGAAGCAGUUGAAGAUCUUGAAGUGGAACUUCAACACCCCCCGAGACGAAUACGUGGAGCAGCUGAAAACUCAGAUGGCCACCUGCUUUGCUAAGUGGCUGCAGGACGAGCUCUUCCACUUUGACUUCCAGAGACAUGUCAAGGCCAUCGGUGUCAUGAUCGAGAGGCUGGAGACUGAGAGUGAUGCCACCAUAGGCUGUCUGGACCUGAUUCUGAAAUGGUUCACCCUGCGCUUCUUUGAUACAAACACCACCGUCCUGAUGAAGGUGCUGGAGUAUUUGAAGCUACUGUUUGCCAUGCUGAACAGAGAAAAUUAUCACCUGACCGAGUAUGAGGCCAACUCUUUCGUCCCAUACCUCAUACUGAAGGUGGGAGAGUCGAAGGAUGUGGUGCGUAAAGACGUGAGGGCAAUUCUGGCGAUGCUGUGUAAGGUUCACCCUGCAUCCAAGGUGUUCCCUUUCCUGAUGGACGGUACCAAGUCCAAGAACUCCAAACAGAGAGCUGAAUGUCUGGAGGAGUUGGGUUGUUUGAUAGAGGGCUAUGGGAUGAAUGUAUGCCAACCCACUCCUGCAAAGUGUCUGAAGGACAUCGCAGUUCACAUUGGCGACAGGGACACAUCAGUCCGUAACGCUGCUCUGAACACCGUGGUGGCGGUCUACAACGUCUGUGGGGAACAAGUCUACAAACUAGUUGGACAUUUGUCGGAAAAGGAAAUGAGCAUGCUGGAGGAGAGAAUCAAGCGAUCGGCGAAGAAGACUCCUGCAGCUCCUGCAAAGCCGAGCGCUGCAGAAAAGUCUCAGAGGGAGCAUCCAACUAACCCCAACGCCACCUUCCUACGAAAGCCCGCACAGGAAGACCCCAACAAACUCAACCAAGCCCGCCAGAAUGCCCAUCACAGCGAGUCCUCCCACCCGUCCAUCCCCAAAGAGUUCCAGUUGGACCUCGACAUGAUCGAGAUGGACCAGAGCAGAGUGUGUGAGCUGCCUGACCUCGUCCAACACAAGCUGGACGAGCUCCUGGAGCCAAUCAUGAUCCCCGAACCCAAGAUGCGGCCUGUCUCUCCACAUUUUGACGACCUUCACAACAGCACGGCCUCCACCAUCAACUUUGUCAUCUCUCAGGUGGCGAGCGGUGACAUAAACACCAGCAUACAGGCGCUGGCACAGAUUGACGAGGUGUUGCGGCAGGAAGACAAAGCAGAAGUCAUGUCGGGACACAUCGAUCAGUUCCUCAUCGCCACCUUCAUGCAGCUGCGGCUCAUCUACAGCACACACAUGGCUGACGACCGGCUGGACAAGAAGGACAUCAUUAAACUCUACAGCUGCAUCAUCGGGAACAUGCUCUCUCUGUUCUCGAUGGAGGCCCUGGCCAGAGAAGCGUCCAUGGGCGUGCUGAAGGACCUGAUGCACGGCCUGAUCACACUAAUGCUGGACGGCAGAGUGGAGGACAUAGAAGACGGACAGCAGCUUAUCAGAUCCGUCAACCUGCUGGUCAUCAGAGUCCUGGAGAAGUCCGAUCAGACUAACAUGAUCAGCGCUCUGCUGGUUUUGCUUCAGGACAGUUUGGUCGCAACAGCUGGCCCCCCCAUGUUCUCUGAUCUCGUCAUGAAGUGUCUGUGGAGGAUGAUCCGCUUCCUCCCAGACACCAUCAACAGCAUUAACCUGGACCGGAUCUUACUCGACGUCCACAACUUCAUGAAGGUUUUCCCCAAAGAGAAACUCAAGCAGCUCAAGAGCGACGUCCCGCACAGAACCCUGAAGACUCUGUUACACACACUCUGCAAGCUCACAGGGGUCAAGAUCCUGGACCACCUUUCAAUGAUAGAGAAUCGUAAUGAGUCUGAGUUGGAGGCUCAUCUGAGGCGAGUUGUCAAAUUCUCUGGAAACCUGUCAGGGCACAAGAGUGACCGUGGCAACGAGAAGGGCUGUAUGCACAUGGAUGAUCGGAUGUCAAAGGCGAAGGUCAGCGACAUUCUGUCUGAAAUCUUCAAGAAGAUCGGCUCCAAGGAGAACACUAAAGAGGGCUUGACGGAGUUGUAUGAAUACAAACAGAAGUACUCUGAUGCUGACCUGGAGCCAUUCCUCAAAAACACAUCGCAGUUCUUCCAGAGCUACGUUGAGCGAGGGCUUCGCAUGAUCGAGUCUGAAAGAGAGGGCAAGACUCGCAUCCAGACCUCAGCAGUGAUCCCUCAGCACGGCAUGGACUCCAGCCUGACUAGCAACAAUGAAGAGCUGAAACCAGCCGUUUACUAUGAGAGACUGAAGAUCCUCAGACAGAGACAAGGCCUGGAAAACAAUGCAAGAGGCAUCGGAGGAGGCGAGGACGAGACUCAGCACCGACCUCCCAUCUCCUCCCUGCUCUCCUCCAAGCCGUCGGUGGCAUCCUCCACUGACAUGCUCCACAGUAAGCUGUCUCAGCUCAAAGAGUCCCGAGAGCUGUACCAGCAGGAACACAACGCACACUCCCACUCCCCGACGCACACGCACACACGCUCCGCCUCACCUGCGGCCAACCUGGACGACCUGAAGAAGCGUCUGGAGAGAAUAAAGAGCAACCGGCAGUGAGGAGCGCCGAGUCACCACCUCAUCUUCAUCUGCAAAAAAUGCCUGUGGAGUUCAGCUGGUAGAACAUACAUUGUCCUUUUUAACUCCCUUUGUGUUCAUUUUCAUGUUCAGCUGAUAGAUGGAGAUAGAAACCAUGCUUAUCUUUCAACAAACCAGGUAGCAACAGAUGCAACACACCCUCGAGUUUAAACCUGACUCCACCCACUGUGCCUGUACGUUAUUAGAAAUCAAACGCACCCUAAUCUGAUUGUAUAGUUGAGUACAUUCGGAGUGAACUGAGGCUGUGACUGGGAUUUUUAACAUGCUCACACACACACACUCACACACACACACACACACACACACUCUCUCUCACAUACACACACACACACACACACACACACACACACACACACACACACACACACACACACACACACACACACACAGCAGGACCCAUUUUUAGCUAAUAUUCAAACUUCAUACACAUCAUGUUUGUUUGUGUCGACCAUCAGAAGAGAUGAAUCCAGAGUGAGUCGUGAUGUGUGUCAACUGUAGUUCUCAGUCUGUACAGCUUCAUCACUACACCAUGUCUCAGCCUCCACCUUCACUGUAUUAUAAUGACAUAGUGAAACUACCCUCCUCCUCCACCUCUUCUUCCUACUCUUCUCUGUUUUAGUAUCACCACACAAAAAAUGUUUGUACAUAUUUAAAGGCUGUUAACCACUUAACCGUUAUGAAGAGCUUCUCGUGUGGUUGCAGGAAAAAAAGAAAAACGACCGACAGGUUGUUUUGUUCCUGUUUAACCAUGAUGUACCAUGUCACUGCUGCUGUGUUUGGAAGGAGAAACACUGCUGUAAAUAGCUGAGGUAACUGUAAAUGCAGUGUGUGACUGCCCUCUUGUGGCUGAAGCUGGUAUCAGUGAUUGCAGCUGAAGCCCUGUUUGCAAUCAGGUCAGUAAAAAGCAGAAAAGGUGGUUCACAGCUGAAGAGUAGCAGCAUGGAAACAGGGCUUGAAGCUCCAGCACUGGCUUGGUUGAACAAAGUGUCUGUUUUCUGUCAAUUUCAGACACUUUGGGCCACAAAAGAAGUUACACUGCAUUUACACAGCAAUGUCGAGCCCUCUGUCUUCUUUCUGCUGAUAAGACUGUAAAAGCCAUGUCUGUGUGCAGAUUUUAAAGGAAGUGUCUAGGAAGUCAGGGUUACACACAGAGUCUGUUAAUUUUUAUCCUGAAAGCGUUUUGUGGCCUUUUUGUAUUUGGUUGCUCAUAGUCAGUGGUUUUUAGUCCUCUUAUUCCAAGUGGAAUUCUGCUAUUUUUAAAUUUGUGGGCACAGAUUUGAAUACAACAAAAUUCCUCUUUAAAGAGCAACCAGGUGAAAACUGCUGCUUGACAGGAAAAGUGGCACAAUUAGUGCAAGUAGCUGUUGCUUUACAGCCAGUCAGGACAGAGUGUCUGUGUCCUCUUACCACAGGAAGUGGAGACCAAGCAGAGGUGUGUUUUAGUUAGGUGUUGGAUUGUGUUGUGGGUUUCAGCUGUAAAUACUGUACUUAUCGUCCUCCAUUAACACCUCCCUUCAGUUAUUUAACAGCAGCCACUCUGUUGUGUUUGUAGGCUUUAAAGAGCAUGGCAUGAAGUCAGUGAUUGUUUUUAUUUUCUCAUGUAAAUAAAGUUUGCAUUAAUGAAAAACCUCUGUUUAAUUCAGUCAUUGUUCCCUGACCAAGACAACGAUGACAAUGAAGAUGAUGAUGAUGGUCAUGGCUCUGUCAGUCAUCUACUUUGUAGCUGAAUGUUGAGUAAAGAAAAAUAAAUAACAUUGUUUUUGUAUUUAAUUCAAAUGUCAGUACUCAUCUCUCAUUGUUGCUCUCAAGCUUCCCUUGUAUAAUCCAUAGUGGAAAAUGGCAAUAAAGUCUUGUUUUUUUUAACAAUCCA
Molecule: messenger RNA, 8241 nt
Organism: Notolabrus celidotus (New Zealand spotty)
Lineage: Eukaryota; Metazoa; Chordata; Actinopteri; Labriformes; Labridae
Gene: ckap5
Product: cytoskeleton associated protein 5
Exons: 44
Coding region: 168-6332 (2054 amino acids)
Biological process (GO): microtubule polymerization; mitotic spindle organization; centrosome duplication
Cellular component (GO): kinetochore; microtubule plus-end; centrosome
Molecular function (GO): microtubule plus-end binding; microtubule plus end polymerase activity
Source: RefSeq, a predicted model, not a curated record